GUUGAUGUUGUGUGACCUUUCACCCUUAAAUCCCCAAUUGUUUUCUUUUUUCUCUCAGGUAACCAGGCGGAAGUUGAUGUUGUUUAAAAGGGAGGCGGUAAAUGUGUAUUGUGGAGCGGGUAGAAAACGGUUAAUUAUGUGUUUGUUAACUGAAUUACCGAGGUAGUGGAACAGGCAGCCUGGUUCAGAGGGGCGUGACAGAAAAGAGAAGCUGGUAGUGAAGCGUAAAUUGGACAGUAUUUAAAAAAAAAAAAAUCACCGUGGAAGGAAAAUGGGAUCCAAAUCAGAUCAGUUGCUGAUUGUUGUCUCCAUUCUAGAAGGCCGGCGCUUCCCCAGACGCCCUCGACACCUACUUGUGGUGGAAACCAAGUUUGAUGGAGAACAGUUAGCAACAGACCCCGUAGACCACAAGGACCAACCACAGUUCUCUACAGAGCUGGCCUGGGAGCUGGACCGGAAGGCCCUCCAUCAGCACAGAUUACAGAGGACACCCAUUAAGCUACAGUGUUUUGCAGUAGAUGUGUUAUCAUCUGCAAAGGAAUCGGUGGGCUAUAUUAUUCUUGACCUAAGACCUGUUCAAGAAAAGAAACAGACUCCUAAAUGGUAUCCGUUGUUAAGCAGCAAGUACACGAAAGUGAAGCCUGAGAUUCUGAUUGGUAUGGCACUUGAAAGUGAUGCCAAACCUUUAACUGAUGGAUUUAAAGCUAAAGAAGCACCACCGAGGGAAGUUACUCCUGCGUUCUCUAAUCUGGAUCCUAAAAACAUUACUGCAGUCCUGAAUGAAGAGGAAGGAUAUCAUCAAAUUGGACCACCGGAAUACUGCAAUGAGCUUUUUGUCUUGUCUGUUACAGUAGCUUUUGCAAGUCAGUUGGAGCAGUUGAUUCCUUGUACAAUGAAGCUUCCAGAGGAAAGGCCAGAGUUUUUCUUCUACUAUACAUUACUGGGAAAUGAUGUGACCAAUGAGCCUUUCACUGACCUGAUCAACCCCAACUUUGAACCAGAAAGAGCAUCUGUGAAAAUCCGCAGUAGUAUUGACGUCCUCCGAGUGUUCCUCGCUGCACAGCCAAACUUACAAAUACACCUUUGCUGUGGAGACCAAUCCCUUGGCAGUACAGAUAUUUCAAUAGCAGGUCUGUUGAAGAAAUCCAGCGUUGAUAUUGAAAAGCAGCCUGUUGCAGUAGAAGGGGCUUUCACCCUGAUACCACCAAACAGAGCUAAACAAAAGCUGCCAUCUGUUCCUCUUGAGCUGCAGCCAACUGUCGGGGUGUCGGUGACAUUAAGGAAAGAGGGAGUUAAUUCACAGCCUUCCAGCCCUGACAAAGGCCAAGCUGUAGCUCAGACGCCUGUGAAGAAGAGAGUUGUGUCUCCUACUUUCCCCAAGUCCCCAGCUCCAGUUCAGAGAGCCAGUACGGCCCCCUCUCCCAACAGCCCCUCCCCUGAGAGCCCCCCAUCCCCUCUCAACAAUGACCCAGCGACUGAGAGUGAAGUGGAUAGCCUGCAGGAGGACCACAGGCAGGCCAGGCAGUUCCCACAUGAGUCUAAUGGGAAGGCUAGUGAACCACCUGAAGAACCGCCUGUAUCAAAAUCACAAAGCAGAGCAAAGUCCCCUCUGCUUUCACAGCCUUCUAUUCAGCGACCCUCCAUUGCUACCGAGCCAAGGCACCAGUCUGAAGCGGUCUCAAGUGCCUCAAUUUCUACCUCUGCACCAAAGAUUGCUAUCCCAGCGUCGGCACACCAUUUCUGUUUUGCACUGGAUUUAAGAAGCAUUAAAGACAUGGAUGUAGGCUUUCCUGUAAAUUGCAUGCUAAGGUAUUCAUACCCAUUCUUCGGCAGUGCAGCACCCAUCAUGACCAACCCUCCUGUGGAAAUUCGAAAGAAUAUGGAAGUUUUCCUGCCUCAGUCAUACUGCGCAUUUGAUUUUGCUGCCGUGCCUCAUCAGCUACAGGACACUUUCUUUAGGUUACCUCUGUUAGUGGAGGUAUGGCACAGAGAUAAAACAGCCAAAGACAUUCUCUUGGGAGUAGCGAGACUGCAGCUGUCAAACGUCCUGACGUCUGAGAAAACAAGGUUUUUAGGCCAUUCAGGCGAGCAGUGCUGGAGGCAGACCUACAGUGAGAGAGUCACAGUUACAGCAGCCAAAGGACCAAGUAACAAAGUCUUUGAGCUGUGCUAUUUCAUGACCCUGGAGAACUUUGGUCUGGUGAAAACCCAGGAGAUCUUCAUAUCUGACUCUUCUCAGAGUGCCAGUGCUGGGCACCCAAAACCAGUGCCACAAUCUCAGCCACCCCAGGACCAUGUACCACAACAGGAGCCUGAGCCAAGGGAGACCCUGGAGUAUAAGGCAGCCCUGGAGCUGGAAAUGUGGAAGGAAAUGCAAGAAGACUUGUUUGAGAACCAGUUAAAACAGAAGGAACUCGCACACAUGCAAGCCCUGGCAGAGGAGUGGAAGAAAAGGGAUAAGGAAAGGGAAGCUCUUGUGAAGAAAAAAGUAUCUGAGUAUUCUAUACUGGAGGAGCAGCUUCAAAAAACCCUGGCAGAUCUCGAAAAGAGAGAAAAGCAACUGGCCUUUUCUGAGAUGGAACUACAGAGACUGAGAAAGGAGAUGCAGGCUGACCAUGAGCGUAGCCUGCGAGAGCUGCAGGACAACAGCCGCCGUGUCCGAGAAGACUGUGUCCACCAAGUGGAGCUUGAGAGGUUAAAGGUCAAACAGCUGGAAGAGGACAGGCAUCGCCUACAACAGCAGCUUCAAGAUGCAGAACACAAGUACAGGCUGUUGGAGAAGGACUUCCUUCAGUUCAGGGACCAGCAGAGCACCAAACCAGAAAUCCGACUUCAAUCUGAAAUUAAUCUGCUCAAUCUGGAAAAAGUGGAACUGGAAAGAAAGUUGGAAUCUUCAACAAAGUCUAAGCUACAUUAUAAGCAACAGUGGGGACGAGCUUUGAAGGAACUUGCAAGACUAAAACAGAGAGAGCAGGAAAAUGCCAUGGCUCGUCUGAAGAAGCAGCAGCAGGAGCUUGAGCACAUGAGACUUCGGUACCUGGCAGCUGAGGAGAAGGAUGUUGUUAAAACAGAGAGGCAGGAACUGGAGGAGAUCAGAAAUGAACUGAACAGGUUAAAGCAGCAGGAAGACAAAAAACAGUCACGGGACGAGAGAGAUACUGCAACAGGGAGAACAGAUGGACACCACAUCCAGCUUCUGAACGAAAGCCUGGAUGACUAUCUAAGCAGGCUAAUAGAGGAAAGGGACACACUUCUAAGGACAGGGGUGUAUACUCACGAAGACCGUAUUAUCAGUGAGCUGGAUAAGCAAAUACGAGAAGCUAUUGCAAACCGAAGCAGCAAAUAAAUAAACUAAAUGCUGUUUGAAUCUCUGUAAUCAUCCUGCAGCAGGAAAUAUAUGUAUUAUACAUUGUAAAUACAUGAGGGCCAAUAGUCUCCCACCCUAACAAUUGUGUAUAUUUAAAUAGUGUACAUUUUUACUACAUUUAAUAAUGUUAUUUUUAAUUCUGAAAGUAUUUUCAAAAAGCAUUUAUAUUUUAGAAAAUGGAAAAAAAUGUAUAUUUUAAAAUACUCCACAAAUUGAAUUGGCAGACUGCAAAGUAUUACAAUGGAAAUUGUGUUGUCUUUUAAAAAUAAACCCUGUAACAGUUGCUUGUUUGUAGACCUGUGACUUUGUCAUUUUUCAAUACACUAUAUACUGUGUGUACAAAAGUGGCUUUUUUUUUUUUUAACAGGAAUUCCAGGUGGUGAUUUAGUGUCUUUAUUCUGUUUGUGAACAGAAGGGGGGGCCCUAAUGUAAAAAAUAAAAAAGGCUUUUACAGAAUAACAUACUUUUCUGGAUUAAUGUAUUUAUGUGUUGUGCUGUAUAGUAUUCUGAAACUGUAUUAAAUAAGAUUUGAGUGUCUGUUGUUUUAAGUCUGUAUUUUGUAAAUGUACCUGUUUAGGACUGUUAGGUGCUUUAAGUAACAACAUAUUUGACAGUGUAGAAAAACAGGUGCCCUUACACAGUGUAUUUAAUUGUUUUUUUCUAGUUGGACUAAUAAACAUUUAUAUUAAUCAAGCACUAAAGGUA
Acipenser ruthenus (sterlet) is the source of this 4072-nucleotide messenger RNA. Its product is annotated as centrosomal protein of 120 kDa. Gene Ontology annotation, biological process: centrosome cycle; interkinetic nuclear migration; positive regulation of centriole elongation. The record is from RefSeq and is a predicted model, not a curated record. NCBI's taxonomy places the organism in Eukaryota, Metazoa, Chordata, Actinopteri, Acipenseriformes, Acipenseridae. Gene Ontology annotation, cellular component: centriole; centrosome. Bases 272 to 3346 code for a protein of 1024 amino acids. The transcript has 21 exons.